Molecule: messenger RNA, 2189 nt
Organism: Monosiga brevicollis MX1
Lineage: Eukaryota; Choanoflagellata; Craspedida; Salpingoecidae
Exons: 21
Biological process (GO): transcription initiation at RNA polymerase II promoter
Cellular component (GO): transcription factor TFIID complex
Molecular function (GO): RNA polymerase II general transcription initiation factor activity; protein binding
Source: RefSeq, a predicted model, not a curated record
GUAGCUGCAAGUUGUCUCUCUCUCUCUCUCUUUUUUUUUUCUUGAGAGAGAGAGAGAGAGAGAGAGAGAGAGAGAGAGAGAGAGAGAGAGAGAGAGAGAGAGAGAGAGAGAGAGAGAGAGAGCGCGGCGAUGGCGACUUCGGCACCUUUGGGCAGCGGGCCGGCGGCGUCAGUGCCGACGGGAGUGAACUGGAUCGUAUCGUUUAUGCGUACCUCAAAAAGCGCAAUUAUCACAAAACGUUGGCGGAUUUGCAAUCCGAGUCAAAGGUGUCACAGCUCGACAAGGCGCUCGAUGGUGACAUUGAUGACCCCGAGUCGUUGGUGGCCACUCGCCUCGCGUCCUACGCCAGCGAAACCACGCCCCAGCAGCUCAUUGCCUCCUAUGAAAGCCUUGCCACUUGGGCCGAUGCCACGCUUGAUCAGUACAGAACCGAGCUGCGCCAGCUGCUCUUCCCCCUCUUUGUCCUCUGCUUUUGCGAUCUCAUGAAUCGCGGCCAAGAGAAGCACGCCGUGGCAUUUGUGGAGCGCUUCUACCGCGAUCAUGCCGAUGAACAUCCCUCACACGUUCAACAACUGCGUGUCAUCACCAACCUCGAGCAGCUUCGUCGCAACGACCUGAUUCGCCUCUACGUGAAUAACAAAUACGACAUUGUUCUCUCACAAUUUGCCAUCAAUCUCUUUGUCAACUUUGUCAAAGACAACGCGUUCAUGGCGCUCCUUCGUCUCACGAACCAGUUUAUCCGUCUCAAACAGGCCCGAGGCGAUCCCAUCAAUGAUCAGAGUGGCCUGCGCAUCGACAGUGACAAGAUGGAAAUCAACGAAACGCCCGUCCAUUGGGGUACCUUUCCUUAUAUCGACGCAGCCGCCGAGGAAGCCAGCGAAACCACUGCAGGCGAUGAAGCCGGCGCUGAAAACAAGCCAGCCAAACGUGCCAAGCAGGUUGCAGACGAGAAUGCACCGCCUCAAGACCAGCGCCUGGUCUUCCCGCCCAUGGGGCGCGAAGAGAUUGAGGCACGACUCGAGGCACUAAAGCUGGCAAGUGAAGCAGCGCAAGCUCCCGAUACCCUGCCCUCAACAUGCAUGUACACCACGUUUCACUCUCGCAAUGUCACCCAUAUGGCCUUUUCCAUGGAUGGCAAGUUGCUGGCAACGGGUCAGGAUGACAGCAUUAUCACUGUCUGGUCCCUUACUCAGCAUGACCUAUACGACUUUUUGCCGCCCGAGACCAUGCGCAAGGUUCAGAUCGAUGAAUCGACCUCGCUGAACGACUUUUUGGACCGCGAGUCGGGCACCAAGACUAGAUCGUUGGUGGGCCACAGCGGGCCAAUUUAUGGGCUCUCCUUCUCGCCGGACCAAAUGUACCUACUGUCCAGCUCCCAGGAUAGCACAAUCCGCCUGUGGUCCCUCUUGACUUGGUCAUGCCUGGUGGUUUACCGUGGCCACCAGUAUCCCGUCUGGGAUGUUCAGUUUAGUCCCCUGGGCUACUAUUUUGCCUCGGCAUCCCACGAUCGCACGGCUCGCUUGUGGAAUACGGAGAAAAUCUUCGCGCUACGCAUUCUCUCCGGACAUCUCUCUGACGUCAAUUGUGUCAAAUUUCACCCCAACUGCAACUACCUGGCCACCGGCUCGGCCGACAAAUCGUGUCGCUUGUGGGACCUGCCAACGGGCAAUUGCGUCCGCAUUUUCCGUGGACACAUGCAAGUCUGCUCUCGUCUUGCAAAUACAAAACAAAACAAAGCGAAUCCCUCUUUGGAUGAGGUGCACACGCUCGAGUUUAGCAACAAUGGUCGUUUCCUGGCAUCAGCCGCGGAUGACUGGGUGAUUAUGAUUUGGGACAUCAAAACGAGUACGCGCAUUGCCAACUUUUGUGGCCAUCGCAAGAACAUCUACAGCCUGUCCUUUAGUAUGAAUGAUAUGAUGUUGGUCUCGGGUGGUGCGGAUAACACGGUGCGGGUGUGGGAUUGCAAGGCCCUCAAGGCAGCCUACGAGUCUAUGGCAGAGGUGCGCGCAGCCACUGAGCCCGUCAAGCCUGGCCGUGCGUCAGGGGCGUUGCUCAAGACCUACUACACCAAGGCCACCCCCGUCUAUGCGCUCAAGUUUGCACCAGCCAACUAUGUUAUCUCGGCCGGGGUAUACAACCACGCUGAGGCACAGCCAGCGCCAGUGCCAGCUACCACAAAAAAGGCGUGA